This is a messenger RNA of Neocloeon triangulifer, 1177 nucleotides long. Its product is annotated as putative phosphatidate phosphatase. The transcript is spliced from 6 exons. NCBI's taxonomy places the organism in Eukaryota, Metazoa, Arthropoda, Insecta, Ephemeroptera, Baetidae. The record is from RefSeq and is a predicted model, not a curated record. Gene Ontology annotation, biological process: phospholipid dephosphorylation; signal transduction; phospholipid metabolic process. Bases 146 to 1030 code for a protein of 294 amino acids. Gene Ontology annotation, molecular function: phosphatidate phosphatase activity.
AUCCUCUAAAGAGGCAGCGAUAUAAUAUAUAUUAUGUUGAUAUAUUUUUAUCGCUAAAUAUCUCUUUGCUUAUCUAACAAUAAGGGGUGCCUGGCAUAUAUGACAAGGAUCCUUCCCUUCCAGGCUCAUUGUCAGUCAUCCGAGAAUGGCGAAACUGGUCGGCAUAUUAGGCAGGUCAGUCCUUGUCGACUGGGGCAUCCUAGUGGCAGAGGGACUCACCGUGAUUCUGGUGCCGCUCUUGAACGUUCCUAUUAAUCGCGGGUUUUCCUGCUCGGACAAUUCAAUCCGCCUACCCUACCUAGAAGGUACCAUUCCAACAUGGGCACUUGGCGUCAGCUUUAUCGUUGGAGGCCUAGCAUUGAUGGUUUUACUUGAAAUUUUCCUUUCAACCCCCGGUCCGAGUGGCAUUCUGAUAAGACGUCGCGACUUGCGAGUGUGGCUGGUUCAACUUUACUCGGUUGUAACCGCAUUUCUUUGCGGCGCAGGAUUCAGCCAAAUAACCACCGAUAUUGCCAAAUACCACAUAGGAGCCCUGCGGCCGCACUUCUUUGACGUGUGCGAGCCUGAUAUCUUUUGCAAUAGUGUAAAAGAUCCGUUCGAGUAUUUCAAAUUCGGGUCUAGCUUUGUUGGAAAUUAUUAUGAAUGCGAUGGUGGGAUUCUAUCCCGAAUCAGAGAAGCCCGUUUAUCUUUUCCUUCUGGACACGCCAGUUUAUCCUUCUUUGUUUCCACCUAUCUCAUAUUCUACCUCCAAAGCAGAUUAAGGGAAGACGACCAAACACAGCGAACAUUAGCGUGCUUCCUCUUUAGGCCGUUCGUUCAAGGGUUAGCUCUUUUGGCCGCGUGGUUCACAGCUGUGUCAAGGGUCAUGGACAACAUGAGCCACUGGAGAGAUGUCAUUGCUGGAAGUCUAAUAGGAAUAACUCCUGCCGUUUUGAUUAUUCAAAGCUUAAAACCAUUCAGAGAGUUCCAAAAAAUCCAAGUGGAGUCUUCGCUGCCCGUCACUGACGACAUCAAAAGAAAUUCAAAUUGACGCAUGAGCACAUAUUAUUUUUCUCACUGCUCAACUCAAUUUAAUAUUCGUUUAUUUGCAUAACUUAAAAGAAAACAGUUGCAUACUUGUACACAUAAUUUAAAUAAACGAACCGUCAAAGAGAAACAGUGCGUGAAGAAUAUUUUU